GGGCCUCCGCGGGGUCCGUGCUCACUCUGGGCACUUCCUCACUCCGUGCCUGUGGCUCAGCUCCACUCUGGGGCUCCCGCUGCACUUUGAGGCCCUCUCAGGGUCCUCCCUGCAUGGGAUCCCUGCUCCCGUUUGGGCUUUGCCGAGGUUCCUGUUCCCUUUGGGAUCGUCUGGGACUCUCUGAGCUUCUUGUUCCCUUCUGGGACAUUCCCACAGCCUACACAGUCUUCUGGGGCUCUGGAGGGUCCCCUCUCCCUUUUGGGGUCCUCCAUCAGAGACCCCAUUUCCUUUUGGGGUUCCCCGUCUCUUUCAGCAUCCUCCCUCUCCAGGCUCUCUGUUCACAUUUGGGUCUCCUUGAGGUUCCCAUUCCUUUUUUCCUUUCCUUCAUCCCUGAAACCCUCUCUCCUUUUGAAGCUCCCCGAGAUUCCACUGUCCAUCCCUGAGAACCCACUCCCUUUUGGGAUCCUCUCAGAGCCCCCCACUCCCUUUUGGGAUCCUCUCAGCGCCUCCCGCUCUCCUUUGGAACUCUCUCCUCCUCCCUGAGGCCUCUGUUUCCUUUUGGGCUUCCCCAAGGCCCUCCACCCCCAUUGGAGCUCUCCAUCCCUGAGGCCCCCCGUCCUUUUUGGGGUUCCCUUGGAGGGCGUGCCCUCUGUCCCUGGUCCCGCCAUCCUUUCCAUCCCGCCCCACCAUGGAGAUCAAGUACGAGUACUCGCGUAAGCGCAGCGAGUUCGGCCGCCCCUGCGUCUUCUCAGACCUCCCGGCCGAGAUCACCGUGAACAUCCCACCCGACCCUGCCCUGGCCGAAGACUUCAUCCCCCAGGACCCCGUGGACUUCGCGGUGCAGGAGGGUCCUGUCCUGGCCGGGCAUGAGGUGAACACGGAGCGGUCACAGGUGACCAUCCGGGGUGUGAACCACGUGGAGGGCGGCUGGCCCAAGCAUGUGGACCCCAAGAACCAGGAGCUGACCACGCGCUACCGGGAGGAGGUGGAGAGGGAAGAGGUCUACACCAAGACUAUCCAGCGCCUCGGCUUUGUGGUGGAGCACUACAUCAGGCAGAACAACACCAUCGACAUCUACGAGGAAUAUUUUGAGGAGGAAGAGGAGGAAGAUGAGGAUGAGGAGCAUCCCUCAGCCAAAAUCAUCUGUGUCAUCAGGGACCCCAACAACCCCAGGAGGAUGUGCACGCACCUCUCCUGGCACCCCGAUGGCAACAGGGCCGUGGCCGUGGCUUAUUGCAGCCUGGACUUCCAGGAGAGCAGGAACCUGAACUCUGAUUCCUACGUCUGGGAUGUGGAAAAACCCUACACCCCAGAGCUCACCCUCAAGCCCUCGUCCCCUGUGCUGACCCUGGAGUACAAUUCCAAGGACUGGUAUCACAUGCUGGGAGGCUGCUACAACGGGCAGAUAGUGUAUUGGGACACCAGGAAAGGGGGGCUGCCCAUGGAGAUGACCCCUGUGGAGUUCAGCCACAGGGACCCCGUGUAUGGAGCGUACUGGCUGCCCUCCCGAACGGGCACCGAGUGCUUCUCCGGCUCCACUGACGGACAGGUGCUGUGGUGGGACAUCCGCAAGAUGUCACAGCCCAGCGAGAGACUGGUCUUGGACAUCAGCCGGCAAGAUCAGCUGAAGGACGCUCUGGGUGCCAGCUCCCUGGACUUUGCACCCGUCCUGGAUUCUGGGAUCCCCUGCUGCCCCCCACACCAUGGGGUCUCCAUCCUGCUGACAGCUGCACCCUCCUGCUCCCACCCCCAGCCCACCAAGUUCCUGGUGGGCACAGAGCAGGGCAUCAUCAUCUCCUGCAAUCGUGAUGCCAAGACACCGCCUGAGAAAAUCGCCAACAUCUUCAGAAGCCACAUCGGGGCUGUCUACAGGGUGACCAGGAACCCCUUCUUCCCCAAAGUCUUCCUGUCAGUCGGUGACUGGACUGCUCGGAUCUGGACUGAGGAGCUCAUGGAUUCAUCCUCAAUUAUGGAGACCAGGUACCACAGCUCCUACCUGAUGAACACGUGCUGGAGCCCCGUGAAGCCGGCCGUGUUCUUCACCGUCCGGUCGGACGGCGUCCUGGACAUCUGGGACAUCCUCUUCCACCAGAAGGAGCCUUCCCUCAGCGUCAAGGUGUCCAACGAUCCCCUGCUCAGCCUGUGCUCGCAGGAAAAUGGGCGCAUCGUCAGCUGUGCCACCAAGAUGGGCAAUGUCUCCCUCGUGGAGCUCUCCCCGGGGCUCUGCACCAUCCGCAAGAACGAGAAGACCCUGACCUCCACGAUGUUCGAGCGGGAGGCCAGGCGGGAGAAGGUCCUGCAGGACAAGUACAAGGAGCGGCUGCUGCGGGAGCAGGACCGCCUGCGGGCCCAGCCCGAGCAGCAGGAGGAUGCAGUGCAGAUCUUCCAGCAGGCCCGAGAAGAUUUCCUCGCCAGCAUCAAGGCAGAGCGGCGGAGGAGAGGCCUGGAAGCGCCCGCAGAGGGUGAAGAGGAGGAGGCAGCUGCAGAGGAGCAAAGCUAGCAGGAGGAGUAGGAGGAUGCCAAGGUCAGUGUGCUCCAGCUGCGCCUUCCUGUCCCCUCCAUGCCAGAGCUGCUGCAGGGACAAAGCCACUGUCCCCAGGCCAGGCAGCUCUCCUGGACUCUCUGCCCUCUCUGCCCUCCUGGGGUGGCAAGUGGGGGACCCUGCACAGCCCCCUGACCCCACAGCUGCUCCCUGGCCUUUGCACCCUUAUUUCCUUUGGUGUGAAUAAAGCUGUGCUUUCCACGUCUAA
Molecule: messenger RNA, 2750 nt
Organism: Zonotrichia leucophrys gambelii
Lineage: Eukaryota; Metazoa; Chordata; Aves; Passeriformes; Passerellidae
Gene: DNAI2
Product: dynein axonemal intermediate chain 2
Exons: 12
Coding region: 689-2500 (603 amino acids)
Biological process (GO): outer dynein arm assembly; cilium movement
Cellular component (GO): outer dynein arm
Molecular function (GO): dynein light chain binding; dynein heavy chain binding
Source: RefSeq, a predicted model, not a curated record